UACGGGAGCAGUUGCAUUAUGGGAUGUGCAGAUGGCAGCCUCCAGUGAAGGAAUUCAUGUCAACAGAGGAUUUUUCUUGGUCCAUUAUUCAGGGAGCUACGGAUGAAUUCAGGCAUUUUGGAGGAGAAAACCAACCAUGCUUGAGAUUGAAAGGAGAUCGAUAAAACACCACCUCCACCUCAUCCUCCCAGCGUCCCUUUGGUUCCCGCAUCCUCCAAAUUAAGCUUAAUACAGCCACGACCGCCGUCAUGCCUGGUGAGGAUAAACCCCCCCAACAGGGCCGCCAGAGGAAGAAGAACAAAAAGUCCCGCUCCAAGGCGAAGAGCCCCGGCGAGAGCCCCAGCACCCGCCUGAGGGGCACGUUGGACGGUCAGGAUGACCUGGCCUUGCCGCCAGUGCUCCAGCCUCCUCCGAAGAAGACCAAGGAGGAGAGGCCGAGGGUGCCGGUGGCUAAACUGGAGGAGGAGUCGUCCGUCGCCAUUUGUCUCCAGGUGCUUUUCCCCUACCUGCUGGCUGGCAUGGGCAUGGUGAUGGCCGGCAUGGUUCUGGACAACGUGCAGCAUUGGGAGGUGUUUAAGGUCAUCACAGAGAUUUUCAUCCUGGUUCCGGCUCUGGUUGGACUCAAAGGAAACCUGGAGAUGACCCUCGCUGCUCGCCUCUCCACCGCUGCCAACACGGGACAAAUGGACGACCCUGAUAAACAAUGGAGGAUGGUUUGCAGCAAUCUGGCUCUCAUACAGGUCCAGGCCACGGUGGUGGGCUUCCUGGCCGCGGUCGCCGCCGUCUGUUUAGGGGCCAUUUCUAGAGGAGGGGUGGAACUGGACCAGGCAGCCGUCCUGUGCGCCAGCAGCAUCACCACGGCGUUCGUAGCUGCUCUGUCCUUAGGCCUGGUGAUGAUUGGCGUGAUCAUCGGCUCCAGGAAGGUGGGAAUAAACCCCGACAACGUGGCCACGCCCAUCGCCGCCAGCCUGGGGGAUCUGAUCACCUUGUCCCUGCUGGCCGGGGUCAGCAGCACCCUCUAUGAAUACAGGGAUAUUUGGUACCUGUCCCCUCUGGUGUGUCUGGUCUUCAUAGCCCUGAUCCCCAUCUGGGUGGUGGUGGCCCGGCAGAGCCCUCAGAUCAAAGAGGUCCUCCGCUCGGGGUGGCAGCCGGUCAUAGUGGCCAUGUCCAUCAGCAGUUUUGGAGGCCUUAUACUGGACAAGACAGUGAGCGAUCCGAACUUCGAAGGGAUGGCCGUCUUUACGCCCGUCAUUAAUGGAGUGGGCGGUAACUUGGUGGCAAUCCAGGCCAGCAGGAUUUCAACCUACCUGCACUUUUGGAGCAUCCCGGGGGUGCUGCCCUACAAGAUGAGGCAGCACUGGCCCAACCCCUGCAUCACCUUCCUCUCCUCAGGGGUGAACUCCAAGUCGGCCCGUGUGCUGCUGAUGCUGGUCGUCCCUGGUCACCUGGUCUUCCUCUACGCCAUCUCUCUGCUCCAAGGAGAGGAGGCUCCCAUCAGUAUAGCCUUCACCGUCUGCUACCUGUGUGCUGCCCUGCUGCAGGUGGCCAUCCUCCUCUAUGUGGCCGACCUCAUCGUUCGCUUGAUGUGGAGACGGAGUCUGGACCCCGACAACUUCUCCAUCCCCUACCUGACGGCCCUGGGGGACCUGCUGGGCACCGGGUUCCUGGCCCUCUGCUUCCGCUGUGUCUCACUGGUUCAGAGCCUGGGUCUAUAAAUAUUUCCCAUGAACUAUUUAUUAGCCGGCCACUGUCUUAAAGCACCAACGUUAUUACAAUUAUUCAGAAAUGCUUUUAAAAUUGGACAAUAAAGCAUUUUCUUGGUCUUCAUCACCGGGACAGUUCAUAACCAAGGGAAUUCUUAAAUAUUUUAACCAAUCUAGUUCUUAUUUUUUUUUUCUAAGUCUGUCCUUUUUGAGCAUCUCAAACUGUAUGUUGAACUUUAGUUUACAAUCAUUCCUCAUUAUUUGUCUUUUAGUUUUCCUGCAUUAACUAAAUUUGCUCAGCUUGUCAGAGAGGAAUAUGUAGCUACUUAACAUAGCAGCAAGACGAUGUGACAGCUGAGAGUAGAACUGUGUAGUCGACAGUAGACUUUUUAUUUUUAUUUCAGACGGCCUUUACUGUGAAUAAUGGUUUGUUUGAACUUGUGGACUGAGCAAAAAAAAACAAAACAAACAAAAAAAGACUUGAAGCAGCCCAUGUUGGGGAAUGCUGUACUAUGCAUUAAUGCUGGAGAUUAUAGACGUUGACAUAUCUCGUACACUGACUGGAAUAUUCAACAAUUCCCAUAUAUAUAUAAUUAAUGAGUGUAAUUAUCAUAACUUAUUCUGAAAGAAUGGCACACACACACACUUCUUUUGUGUUCAUGCACAUCAGGUUCCAACAUCCUAACUCAGCUAUAGAGGGUAUACAUUGACGUCACUGCCGACUGGGGCCACGCCCCCCUGAGUGGCAAAAACAUGGCUAAAUGUAGGAGACCGGGGAAAAUGUGGAUUAUCAGAUCAAAUUCAGGACAAUUGGACUCGACAAUGAUCUAAACAAACU
This is a messenger RNA of Mugil cephalus (flathead mullet), 2541 nucleotides long. It is a transcript of the gene slc41a3, whose product is annotated as solute carrier family 41 member 3. Lineage: Eukaryota; Metazoa; Chordata; Actinopteri; Mugiliformes; Mugilidae. The record is from RefSeq and is a predicted model, not a curated record. Gene Ontology annotation, cellular component: plasma membrane. Gene Ontology annotation, molecular function: monoatomic cation transmembrane transporter activity. The coding region runs from base 249 to 1715 and encodes 488 amino acids. The transcript is spliced from 11 exons. Gene Ontology annotation, biological process: monoatomic cation transport.